AUGCGUGGGAUCCAGAUUGCUGAAUAUAGUCCUAACGAGCUCAAAGUAACAGAGCUCCCUGACCCGUCACCCAAGCCGAAUGAGUAUGUCGUGCAGGUCCACGGCGCGGCUGCCAAUUUCUUCGACAUCCUCCAGAUCCAGGGCAAAUACCAGAACCAGCCACCCUUCCCAUGGGUAGCCGGCUCCGAGUUCUCAGGCGUCGUCGUCUCCGUACCGGCUAACUCGAGCUCGGCCAAGCCCCCUCGCUUCCCCGUGGGCAGCCGCGUGUUCGGCGCCAGCCAGGGCGCCUUCGCGACCAAACUGACCGUCCCGGAGAGCGCUCUGCUCCCCGUGCCCGAGGGGUGGUCGUUCCAGGAGGCGGCCGGCCUGUUCGUCACCGCGCCCACCAGCUACGGCGCGCUGGUUGUCCGGGCCGGCAUCAAGGCCGGCGACAUUGUGCUGGUCCACGCCGCCGCUGGAGGUGUCGGCCUGGCCGCUGUUCAAGUCGCCAAGGCAUUCGGCGCAACCGUCAUCGCAACGGCGUCAACAGAUCACAAGCUGGAGAUCGCGAAGCGCUUCGGCGCCGACCACGUGGUCUCCUACAGCGAUAAGUCGUGGCCGCAGAAGGUCAAGGCCCUGACCCCCAAGGGCCGCGGCGUCGACAUCGUGUACGACCCCGUCGGCCUCGUGGACCUCUCCACCAAGUGCACCGCCUGGAACGGGCGCAUCCUCGUCGUGGGGUUCGCGGCGGGCAGCAUCGAGAAGGUGCCCACCAACAAGUUCCUCCUCAAGAACAUCUCGCUGGUGGGCAUCCACUGGGGCGCGUAUACCCGGAACGAGCCCGAGGUGAUCCUCACAGUCUGGAAGGGAAUCAUGGACCUGGUCAAGGCCGGGAAGAUCAAGGGGACGGAGUACUCGGACCAGGAGUUUGUUGGCUUGGAGAGGGUUUCCGAUGCGCUGACCGCGCUGGGAAGCCGUGGGACAUGGGGUAAGGUUGUGAUUAAAGUCCCCCAGGAGGGUAGCAGCAAGCUUUAA
Clonostachys solani is the source of this 1014-nucleotide messenger RNA. The record is from the annotation of a GenBank genome assembly. Lineage: Eukaryota; Fungi; Ascomycota; Sordariomycetes; Hypocreales; Bionectriaceae.